UGAGCAUCCCUCAUUUCGCUAGCUUUAGACGCCUGUGUGAUUUUUUUGCCACCUCUAGCGAGUGUGUAGGCAAGUGCAACCUCAUGGGAUAGCGGAAUUUUGUGUGUGACAUUCUCCAGGUAGAGAUUCCAAAAUGAUGAUGCUUACUAUAAACUGAAUACACAUCCGUGAAUGAAUACAGAUGAAGGAAGUUUCAAGAAAUAAAGGAAUGGACCAGGAGCCAGCUAUGUGGAUAGAAAAAGAGGGAACGGCCGAAGUAAAAACAGAGUUAUACUUCAUGGCCGAAGUUUACCCAUUCAACAUGAAUAUAAAAGAAGAGUUGGAGGAGGGUGUGAAUAAAGAGUUUCUUGAAGACCCAUUGAAGGCUGACGGGCCUAGUGUUUGGGUAAAGCAAGACCCUGAACUGAAAAAGCAUGCUGAUGGACCUGAGCAUAAUUCCAUUGAAGAUCCAUUGGGAAUAUUGUGGUCCACUGAUUUUAUCAAGGAGGAUCCUGAAUUAAAUUUGGAAAUGAGUGUAACUGAGAAUAUUGUGGAAACCUCAACAGGAUAUGCAUCUGAUAGUACAAGAUUGACUCAGUGUACUAGUGGGAGCUGUGGCAUACCAUGUGAAGAAAUUUGUCAGCAUAGAGUGGUCCAGGAUGAGUUGGUGAUAGACAUGAAGUCAACACAUGAGUUUGGUACCAAUACAGAAGAUAUGACUGUUGAUAAGAACUGCUCAGUUGCCACGUCAUAUAACUGUAGUAAGAGGGAAAAGGAAUUACAUGUAUAUAGCUGUAAUUUCUGCCAACAGAGCUUUCCUUCAAAAUACAGAUUCAUAAAGCAUGUGUUUAUGCACAUUGAUGGCAUGCAACCACCUUCGUAUGUUUGUAAGUGGUGUGGUGAAGUAUUUCACAGUAAUGUUAGUUUGAAAAAACAUUUGAGAAUAAGUGAGAAUUAUGUCUUAACUUCUGGAAACCAUGAAAAAUAUGGCUAUAGUGGAGAGCAUCAAAGCAGUAUCUUUUCAGAUAGUGAGCCGGAAGUUUCUAUCGCAGAAUGCAACGAGCUGAAUUCAUACAAAGAAACAUGGAAAGCUGCUAGUGACAUAGGUAACACACACAGGACAAAUGAUACAGGGGAAACAAAUCAUUAUGGAUCUUUAUCUACAACUGUUAAUGUCAGAUCCCAGGGUGAUGUACUUACUACAAACAGAAUCCACAAAUGUGAUAUUUGUGGCAAAUCUUUUGCUGGUGCAGGCAAGCUCAAGAAACAUGGAUUAAUUCACACUCGAAAAAAACCUCACAAAUGUAAGAUUUGUGGCAAAUCUUUUGCUUUCCCAAGCCAUCUCAAGCAACAUGUGUUUCUUCACACUGGAAAGAAACCUCAUAAAUGUGAGCUUUGUGGACAAUCUUUUGCCAGCAGAAGCAAUCUCAAUACACACACAUUAAUUCACACUGGAAGAAAAGCCCACAAAUGCGAGAUUUGUGGGAAAUCUUUUGCCAGCAGAAGCACUCUCAGUAGACACACUUUAAUUCACACUGGAAAAAAAUCCCACAAAUGCGAGAUUUGUGGGAAAUCUUUUACCAGGGCAAGCAGUCUCAAGGCACAUAAAUUAAUUCACACUGGGAAGAAACGUCAGAAAUGUGAGAUUUGUGGGAUAUCUCUUGCCAGCAGAAGCAUUCUCAAUAGACAUACAUUAAUUCACACUGGAAAAAAAUCCCACAAAUGUGAGAUUUGUGGGAAAUCUUUUGCUUUCCUAAGCCAUCUCAAGACACAUGUGUUUCUUCACACUGGAAAGAAACCUCAUAAAUGUGAGCUUUGUGGACAAUCUUUUGCCAUCAGAAGCACUCUCAAUACACAUACAUUAAUUCACACUCGAAAAAAACCUCACAAAUGUAAGAUUUGUGGCAAAUCUUUUGCUUUCCCAAGCCAUCUCAAGCAACAUGUGUUUCUUCACACUGGAAAGAAACCUCAUAAAUGUGAGCUUUGUGGACAAUCUUUUGCCAUCAGAAGCACUCUCAAUACACACACAUUAAUUCACACUGGAAAAAAAUCCCACAAAUGCGAGAUUUGUGGGAAAUCUUUUACCAGGACAAGCAGUCUCAAGGCACAUAAAUUAAUUCACACUGAGAAGAAAUGUGAGAUUUGUGGGAUAUCUUUUGCCAGCAGAAGCACUCUCAAUAGACAUACAUUAAUUCACACUGGAAAAAAAUCCCACAAAUGCGAGAUUUGUGGGAAAUCUUUUGCUUUCCCAAGCCAUCUCAAGGAACAUGUGUUUCUUAACAAUGGAAAGAAACCUCAUAAAUGUGAGAUUUGUGGGAAAUCUUUUGCUUUCCCAUGCGAUCUCAAGAGACAUGUGUUUCUACACACUGGAAAGAAACCUCAUAAAUGUGAGAUUUGUGGGAAAUCUUUUGCUUUCUCAAACGGUCUCAAGAAACAUGUAUUACUUCACACUGGAAAGAAACCUCAUAAAUGUGAGAUUUGUGACAAAUCGUUUGCCCUCUCACGUUAUCUCAAGAAACAUGUAUUCAUUCACACUGAAAAGAAACCACACAAAUGAGAGAUUCGUGGGAAAUCUUUUGCUAGGGCAGGCAAUCUCAAGACAUACGUUCAUUCACACCAGGAAGAGACCUCACAAAAGUGAUGUGUGUGGCAAAUCAUUCUUAGAUCAGCUGAUCUCAAGAUACAUGCAUUAGGACACAUUGGAAGGGGACCUCACAAAUGUGAUACCUGUGACAAAAGUUUCACUCAGUUGGGCACUCUCAAGAUGCAUCAGAAAGAAACUACUAGUAAGUGUUAGUUUUUUGUAGAUAAGUUUUCCUGGUUGAUGCCCUCAAGACGUGUAAAAUAGUGGAUGAAGCAAGGGGAGAAUAAAUUGUAAUGUCCAUGAAAUAACAUACAAAGGUGGUAUAAUUAUGAAACGAUGUGUACUAUAGAGUGGUAACAGAUAAUGUGACAAUAUAAAAAUCCGUAUCUGCUGCUUGAGAUGUCAAGAAAUUGUAUUACUAAAUACUCGAGAAACAUGACUCAAAUGUGUUUUUGUCAAUAACACUGUUGUUUUUUUUUCCUAUAGCUCUUGAGACAAGAUAAUUGUGUAUUGUGAUGAAUCCCUAUGUUUGUCAGUAAUCAUAAGUACCAUGCUAUAUUCAGUAUAAGGCCAAGGAUAUGUGAUGACUUGCUGCUAAUUAUUCCAAACAUAGGCAUCGUGUCGUACUUGUAACUGUGCAUUUUAGAAACAAUGACAUCAAAAAUAUAUUCAUGGCACUUCCUUCACAAAGGAUAGUAAACUCAACACUGGAGAAACAUGGGUAUGGGAAUGAUUUUAGUCUGGUAUGUUUUCUCAAGAGAUCUGCUGUAUGUGAAAUGAAUAGUGUGUACAUUUAUGUUCUGUUAGUACUAAUCCUGUAUUAGUAAGAGUAACAACAAAUAUAGCAACCUGCUUAAUAGCCUGUUUGUUCACCUUUGGAACACAAUACUUUGACAGUUCUACACAGUAUGGACUUGGCAUGUCAUUUAUGUGUUUCUGCAUGUAUGUUGCUCCAGUUGCAUUCCACACGUUCAGAUCAGCUACAUGGUGUGGUCAAGAUGUUAGGUACCAUACUACUAAGGCAACUGUUGAGUCGUUCUGCAUAUGUGACAUGGGCAGUUAUCCUGCUGGAAGAUGCCUUCACCAUGGGAGAGCAUAUCAGGCAUGAAGGAAUCUAUGCAGUAGCAAUAACUCACAUAGUCGGCAACUGUCAUGAUGCCUUGAAUUACUACCAGAUGUCCCAAAGGAGCCCGAGUGACUGUCCACAUAGCAUAAUGGGCCCUCCACCUGGUGCCAUUUGCCUGGAUGAUAGCAUAUCUGGAUGUGGCAACUUACCUGGUGUAACAGGAAAUAUCACACGUCCUGACAGUUGGCAGUUGACAUUAGCAUUGACCUUCAUUCCAGCAUCAACGAUCCCUUGCCCACUGCAGUUGCAAUUGAACAUUUUUGUGGAGCCCCAUGUUCAACAAUAUACAUUGAUUUGUCUGUUCAAAAACGUGUAUGGCUGCUCAAGCAUUGUUUUCCGUAAUUAGAUACGACACAUAUUGCCAAAUGUCAAGCGUCACAGAGCAGGCAAGCCUCUGACCUGCAUGAUUUGUAAUGCAUAGGUGUAUUACAUGUUUUCAUAAGGUUAUCGAUUUAUAACCUUUUAGUCACUUUCCACAGAUGUUCACAAAAGUAGCAUAGAUUCAGCCUACCAGCUUCAUCACUUUUGAGGUGCUUGUUCCCAACUACAAUGCCACUGUGACCUUCCCUUUGCUAAAGUAACUUAUGUCAUUGGAUUUACAUGUCUGUGACCCAUCUAAUUGGUAGAACAAUUCCUUGUUAAUUUCUGGUCUGCUUAUAUACUUGUAAUCUGCUUAUUGCAUCAUGUACGUACAACAUGUGGCAUUCAUACUCCUUGCAGGCAGUAUUCAUGACAUUUUUGCUCACCAGUGCAUCUCUACAUAAAUGGGUCAGAUGCUAAAAUGUGUAAUCUAAUAAAUUCAUUGUUCUUGGUUGCCAUUUACACCAGUGCACAAUAGCUAUAUUUUUUUGCGAUUUUUUUGUUUUGCAAAGCUCUGUAUGUGAUUGAGAGAUAAUGUAGAUAGGUGUUAUGCACCAAAGCUCUUAAUUAUUUUUUCAGCGUUCAAUACCAUGUAAGUUACACACAAAAUGAAAUAGGUAAACAAACAUUAGAGCUUACAAUUUGAUUCCAGUUAUUCAUAUACAAAAGAACAACAUUCAGGAGAGCUCAGAACAUGAAUACUAAAUAUUUGUUGCGUUUUAUUCAAAGAUGUUUCCAAUGUGGAUAGUUUCCUUAAUUUGUGUAAAUAAACAUGACGUUUUUGGAAGUCUGUAUUCAUGCUUUAAUUUCAGAACGAUUGUUUUUAUUUUUGAUUUCCGACCUGUUUGUUAUUGGUGAAAGUGGUUUAGUAUGUCAACCACACGUGUAACAACUGGAGACAGAUAUAAUUGAUUGGCACUGUUCUGUUUUGCUACACUUCAGCUGUGACAAUUUGUAGUGAUGUGAUUACAUUUUAUUCCAUCUUUCUCAUGAUAACACAUCCACAACUGCUGUAUGGAUUAUUCAUAAUAGGCAACAUCCACAUACCAUUGUAUUAAAUAUUAUUUUCCAAUGAAAGGAAGGAAAAGCCAUGUUUCUGGACAAUAGGCUUAUAUUCUGAUGAAUCUGAAAAUACACUACUAAGUGUGGCGUGUAUACAUAUUAUGAAUGUCUAAGAAAAACAGUAAAAUUGUACUAAGAAAAACAGUAAAAUUUGUAGUAACAUGUUUAAAAAGGUACACAAUAUGGACUGAAUAUCUAUUUGUGUGAGCUAAAGAUGGUUCAUGUAGCAUUUGUCUGGUACACGAGAUGUAAGCAGAAAAUGAACAUAUUCAGUGGUUGUGUGAAAAACUAGGCAAAGAACUGAGUCUAUGUAAACACAAUAGAUACCCAUAAAUUAAAAGAGUGUAAUAGCACAUAAUAAAAUCAUAACCUAAGCUUAUAACAACAGAAUAAACUAUUGUACAAGAAUGGUCAAGGAUAAGUCAAUUUUAGGAUGUGGAUUCAAUACAAAAGGAGGUUUAGCUCAAUAAUAUUUAUAAGAUUCAUUAUUUUUCCUAUAAUCUCUGCAGUUUGUAGUACAAAAGUUAAAAUUGCAAAUUUAUUGAAUGAUACAUUAA
Molecule: messenger RNA, 5668 nt
Organism: Schistocerca cancellata (South American locust)
Lineage: Eukaryota; Metazoa; Arthropoda; Insecta; Orthoptera; Acrididae
Product: zinc finger protein 728-like
Exons: 8
Coding region: 182-2536 (784 amino acids)
Biological process (GO): regulation of transcription by RNA polymerase II
Cellular component (GO): nucleus
Molecular function (GO): DNA-binding transcription activator activity, RNA polymerase II-specific; RNA polymerase II cis-regulatory region sequence-specific DNA binding
Source: RefSeq, a predicted model, not a curated record